Molecule: messenger RNA, 8276 nt
Organism: Papilio polytes (common Mormon)
Lineage: Eukaryota; Metazoa; Arthropoda; Insecta; Lepidoptera; Papilionidae
Gene: Titin2
Product: muscle M-line assembly protein unc-89-like
Exons: 16
Molecular function (GO): protein binding
Source: RefSeq, a predicted model, not a curated record
AAAGUGAUCGAGGAAGAACCCGAAGAAGUACAAAUUGAUCAAUUGAAGACAGAAAGUAUUGUGAAAGAAGAAACUUCUCCAGAUUUUGAAGAGGUUCCUGAAGUGCAACAAGUGCUGGGGCUCCCAGAAAAGACCAAUGAAGAGGAAGAUCCAAGUGACGAUAGUAAGCCACGUAAAAUUAAAACAAGUAAGCGUAUAGUUAAAAAGAAAUCAGGUCCCAAACUCGAAACAACAGAAAUUACAACAACACAAAUAGACCAUAACCAACCGAUCAUUACAGUCCACACAACAGAGGAAACACUCGAUGACACUACAUCUACACUUGAUACAUUACCCAAAACACAAAGUGCUAAAGUGACCAAAGUUAAACCUGAACAAGUACAAUUUGAUCAAUUAAGGACAGAAAAUGUUGUCGUAAAAGAAGAAACUUCUCCAGAUUUCGAAGAAGUCCCUGUGGUUCAACAAGUGCUGGAGCUCCCAGAAGAGGCCAAGGAACAGGAAGUUUCAAGUGAUGAUGAUGACUCGAAGUUAGAAAAAGUACCCAUCGUAAAAUUCGAUGAAAACAUAACAAAACCCAUGCAUUCAACGGAAACAAAAGAUAAACAGCCUAAAUUAAAUGCAAAGAAAUUAAUUCCCCUUAAAGUAGAACACGUUGAUGUUGAAACACCACAACACCCUGAAAAAGUUGAAAAUAUACAAUUUACAAAAGUUAAAUUGAAAAAACCUGUUCAGAAACCUAAACCAGAGCCAACAUCCACUGUAACUCUGCCCAAAUUCCAGCUAAAGAGCCGAAUUAAAAUAAUUGAUGACUGGCCACCAAAGGAAAUAAAACCUAUCUUUACCAAUUUAGGAAGUAUUCGUCAGAAUGGAGAAAUAUCACGAAACGUAAAAGAAGCAGCAAAGGUUAAGAGAAAACCUGUCAAAAUACCUUCAAUUCCGGAAGCGGAAAAAACUGAGUUAGAGAAACCUGAAAUUUUCCCAGACAUUUCUAAAAAGCUAGAUAAAACAAAAACAGAAGAAGACCUCGAGCCAAGUAAGCUUACAAUUGAAGAAAAUGAAACAGAACAAAAACCUGCAGAGCCUAAAAUGAAACCAGACGUAGUUAAGACUGAUACCCAAAAAACGCCAACAAAACUUUCCAUUGACACGCAAGACGUAAGUGAAAAAAUUACUCCUAUUGAAAAAGAGGCCCCAAAGAACAAAGAAAAAUCAAAAGAUAUAGAGGAAAAGGUUAAAAAAAUAGAUGAAAUAGAGCCACUACCCACAACUGAAAGUGAAAUAGAAAUAAAUGAGAACGCAUUUGAUAAAAAACCAGUAAAGAAACAUCCUAAACUCGUUCCUCAACAAAUAGAGAGUAAAACUUUUGAACCUAGUAAACCUCAAUUCGCAGAUAGUACUGAAGGCCCGAUAUUCAAAAAGCUUAAAUUGAAAAAGACAGUUGCUCCUCUGAAACAGGAUACGUCAUCAGUUACGUUACCUAAAUUUCAACUAAAAAGUCGUAUUAAAUAUGUAAAAGAUUGGCCUCCAGCCGUUACUAAGCCGUUAAUAGCAACAAUAGGAAGUGUACGUCAAAACGGAAUACUUUCGCGUAAUGUUAAAGAAGCCGCAAAACUUAAAAAAGUAGCCAUUCCGACGCCUAAACUACCUGAAAUUAAACAUACACAAUUAGAGAAAGCAAUGUUCGAUUCUGAAGAUAUAAAAUUAAGUUUAAAAGCGAAACACGAAGAAGAAAUAAUUGAACCGAUAGAAGAAACAGAACCAGAACAAUUUACAAUAAAACCUAAAAGGCCAAGUAUUAAGAAAGUACAAGAAAUAACAGACGAAGUCACUAUUAAGAAAACACUAAAACCCAUAAGAAAACCGUCCAUUCCACAAGCGGACGACGCCGAACCAGAAACAGUAACGUUUAGACCUAAAACGACAAAAACAAAAGAGGAUGUAGAACAAGAAUUUAACAUUCACUUAGAUUCCUAUGCUGAAGAAGAAAUCUCGAUGUCGAGUAAAGUAAAAUUAAAGCCUCAACGAAUUCCUACCUUUAAUGAAGAAGCUAAUGAAACAUCAAUCAAAUUUUAUGAAGAAACAGAAGCAGAGGGAUCGAUAGAAAUCAUAGAAACUGACGAAAAUGUAAGGGAUGAAACAGCAGAUAUUAUAAUACCUUUUAAGAAACAGCCGGAAUAUAUAAAAACAAACGAAGACGAAGUAACUUCAAACAUUCUUAAACCAAAGUCGCGACCAGAAAUAACACAAGAUGUAAAUAUAACUUUGGACAAAAAGCCCAAAUACACGGUUCACGAUCAAGAGGGCGUAAGUUUUGAUGUUAAAUCUCGUGCAGAAAAAGUCACUGCUGAAGAUGUAUCACUAUCCAGACAUGUGAUUAUUAAGCCAAAAACAAAAACUACCCACGCUGAAGGGUCUGCAGAAACUUCUAUCAAAGUGACUCAAGAAGUUGAAGAUAAUAGCCAAAUAGAAGAAAUAGUUGUAAGUGAUGUAGAAUCAGAAGAAAAUGUUAAAAUGAUAAUUAGACCAAGGACGAAGAAACCAAACUAUGAAAUAAGUGAAGUAGAAGAGGUAAAUGUUGAACUAAAACCGAAAAAACCGAAGAAUGAUUUAUAUGAAGAAGAAAACCUUACAUUUUCUACUAAACGUACACCAAGAAAGCCUUUGGAAAUACAAGAAGCGGAUGCAUCGAUGAGUAUAGCUAGGGAGCAGGAAUUCCCUGAAACUCCAGUCAACGUGCGCAGAGGUGAUACAGUUUUCGCCGUUUACUCGUAUGUUGCAGAAACAAACGAUGCUAUAAAUCUCGUCGAGGGUGAACGAUUAUAUAUUUUAGAAACUACAAAUCAAGACUGGUGGUUCGUUCGAAAACAUCUAACUGAAGAAACAGGUUGGGUACCGGCACAAUACCUAAUGGAUGAAGCAAAUUACACUUCAUAUCUGCAAAAGAAGCUUAAUGAAAAAAUCGAUAAGCUUCCAGUAUUUGAAAAACCAACAUCUGAGGAACAGGCUAUAGCGCCAAUAUUUGUGGAAAAGUUACGUCCUAAGCAUACUCCAGAUGGAUCUACCGUGCAAUUUGAAUGCCAAGUGGAAGGAUAUCCAAGACCGCAAAUCACUUGGUUCAGACAGACAGCUAUAAUAAAACCAUCUCAGGAUUUCCAAAUGUAUUACGAUGAUGAUAAUGUUGCUACUUUAAUUAUUCGAGAAGUAUUCCCAGAAGAUGCUGGUACAUUUACUUGUGUAGCCAAAAACGCAGCUGGUUUUGCAUCAAGUACGACUGAAUUAACCGUUGAAGCACCGUUGUCGGAUCAUGGUUCCGAAAUGACUAUAUUAUCAAGAAAAAGUCUUUCUAGGGAGUCCUCUUUGGCUGAUAUAUUAGAAGGCAUUCCACCUACAUUUUCAAAGAGACCAAAGGCGCAGUAUGUCGAUGAAGGCUCUAAUGUUUUGUUAGAAUGUAGACUUGUAGCUAUUCCGGAGCCAGAUAUAGUUUGGCUAUUUAAGGGUGAAGAAGUAUUGCCUAGCGAAAAUAUUUCUAUAGUAACAGAAUCAGACAUGCACAUGUAUUGUAGCGUUUUAAAAAUAACAAAUGUGAAGAAACAUCAAGAGGGUACAUAUACAGUGGUUGCAGUAAAUAGAGAGGGUGAAGCCAAUUUACCUAUUGUACUGAAAAUUAAGACGGGUCAAAAGGAAAAGCCUCAAAUUAUUGAACCUCUUAAAAACAUGUCUAUAAGAGAAGGAGAAAGUUUUGUUCUCUCUGUUCAAGUAGUUGGAAACCCGAAACCGAAAGUAGCAUGGUAUAAAAAUAACGAACCGAUAAAAUCAGACGUCUGCAAAUCUGAUGGCGACAUACACACUGUUACGAUAAUAAAACCAAGAAAAGGAAUAAACGAUGGGAUUUACACCCUUAAGGCUAAAAAUACUGAGGGAUCCACACAAACUAAUGCCGUUAUAAGUAUAGAAGAACCUACUGAAGAAGAUGCGGAGCCGCCAUUAUUCAUUCACAGAUUCCAGGAAAUAACUGUUAACGAAAAAGGUACUAUUAAACUGUUUGCCAAAGUAACGGGUAACCCUGUUCCCACUAUAACGUGGUAUAGAAAUAAUAAAGUAAUAACUCCCUCCGAUACCAUUACCCAAGCUUUUGAUGGUGAAAAUAUCGAGCUAGUUAUACGUAAUGUAGAUUCUGAAAUUGAUUCUGGAGACUACAAAUGUGUAGCGUCUAAUAGUGCUGGUAAGGCAUCUCAUGGCGCUCGUGUGACCAUUGAUGUAGAUAAAGUUGUAUUUGUUAAAAAUCUCCAUAAAUCUUAUGAGGUCGAAGAAGGAAAACUAGUUAUUUUAGAAUGCGAAACAUCUCACACGGUUUCUACAAAAUGGUACCACAAUAACAAAGAGUUAAGUGGAAUGGAUCACAGGGAAAUAAUACAAGAAUCCCGAAUUCAUAAAUUGAAAAUUAAGAAAACUAAACUUACUGAUACUGGAAAGAUAAAAUGUAUCGUGAAAGAUCAAGAAACCAGCACAGACUUAAUAGUCCAUGAGACCACUCCAGAAUUUAUAAGAAAAUUACAAGAUUUCGAAGUUAAAGAAAAAGAUGUUGCAAUCCUGGAAGUAGAAAUUAAUUCAGAAACCGCAGAUGUAUUGUGGGAAAAAGAAGGUAAAAUUAUUAAGCCUAAGAAAAACAAAUACGAUUUUGAAAAACGAGGGAAUGUUCGAAAAUUAUUUAUCAGGAAUACUUCAGUACAUGACGAAGGGGAAUACACUUGUAUAUUACGUGAUGAUGCAUGUACUGCAGAAGUGACAGUUGUCGAAUUGCCUCCCGAAAUCAUAUCACGUCUUACAGAUCAAAGAGUAAAGAAAGGUAACAAAGCAACAUUUGAAAUUGAACUGACAAAAGGUGAUGCUUUAGUACAAUGGUAUAAAGACGACAUGGAAAUACAAUUUUCAAAUCACAUUCAACUUACUAUUGAUGGUAAAAAACAAAAGUUAAAGAUUUAUGACUGUGAUGAUAGUGACGCGGGUGAAUACGCAUGCGUUGUAGGUAAUGAUAAAUGCACAGCCACACUUACUGUUGAUACACCAACAAUAGAUUUUACCUUGCGUCUGCCUGAAUUUAUCAUAGUCCCGGCAUAUUCAGAUGCAUAUUUAACUGUCGAAAUACCAGAUGAACAAUAUGACGUUACUUGGCUAAAGAGAAAAAAUAAAAUUGAAGACUCAGAAAAGUUUACUUUAAUAUCUGAUGGUAAAAAACGCACUCUAAUUAUUAGAAAAUGUCUGGAAGAAGACCAAGGUGAAUAUUCUUGUGUAUUGUUAGACGCGAUGUGUUCGACGAAGUUAAAAGUUGAAGUUACAGAAUUCUCUCCUAAAAUCUUAGACUACGUAAAGGAAUACAAAAUAAAGAAAGGAAGUGACGUAACAAUAAUUGUCAGUUACGAGGCUGUUCCUAAACCUAAUGAUGAAUGGAUAGUUAAUUCUAAGAUAAUAAAAAGAUCCAAGCAUACAAAACCAUUCAUAGACUCUAAAAGUGCUAGCCUCACUAUUAAAAAAGUCGAUAAUACGGAUGCUGGCAUUUAUAAACUUCGUCUAGAAAACAACUGCGGAAAAGCAGAUGUUGAUAUCAAUGUCAUCAUUACAGAUAUUCCAUCUCCACCUGGAAAACCUAACGUAUUGGAGGUUGAUGACACAUCUAUAAACAUAUUUUGGGAUGAACCAAAGAGUAAUGGAUUUUCGGAGGUUACUUGUUACAUUGUUGAAUAUCAAGAAAAGAAUACUUCCGAAUGGAUAUCAAUCGAAAAUAUCACGAAAACUCAAGUCUACAUUAAAAAUUUAAAGGUUGAUACUUAUUAUCGAUUCAGAGUAUUUGCGGUCAAUGAAGUUGGUGUAAGUGAAUCUUCAGAAUGCUCUGAAUUUAUACUCAUAAAGAAAAAGGUAACAAAACAACCACCCUCUGUAGAAAAACCACUAAAAGAUGUAAUAGGAACUCCAAACGAAGAUGUAGAGCUGACUUGUAUAUUUGGAGGUAUGCCGCAACCAAAAGUUACAUGGUUUAAAGAUGGAAAGAAAAUUAUUACUUCGAAAUCUACAUAUGUCAAUAGAGUAGCAACACUUAUUAUUUCGGUGGAGGAACAAUCUCAAGGGGAAUACAAAUGUGUUGCUGUAAAUGAUUACGGUGAAGUAGAAACAUCGUGUAACAUAGAAGUACAACAGAAACCAAUCAUACAUAUAACGGAAAUCGAGACGACACAAAAGUUAAGAGUCAAUGAUAAAUGGUCUGUUACUGCCACUAUUGAAGGUAUACCCAAACCGCAAAUUGUUUGGUAUAGAAAUGGGUCUAAGAUCGAUGAUUCAAGCGAUAUCCGUAAAACAAUUAAGGAUGACGUUAGCGUGAUAAACAUUCCUAAAGUUGAAAGGGUCCACAGCGCCAAAUAUACAAUUGAAGCUUAUAAUAUCGCUGGUUCCACUUCUUACGAUGUCAACUUAAGUGUAUAUGAUGUACCAAGUAAACCGGAAGGUCCUGUUGUUAUGAAGGAAAUAAGCAAAGAAUCUGUCACAAUUCAAUGGAAACCUCCUUUGGACGACGGCGGAUUAGAUCUAACAAAAUACGCAGUUGAAAAAUAUGACCCGGAAAUAAAGCAAUGGCUUAAGGUGGCUGAUGUUGAUAAAGAAGUGACGACGUAUUGCUUCCAAGGAUUGAAUGAAAAUAAUAGUUAUAAAUUUAGAAUAACGGCCAUAAAUCCUAUUGGGGUUUCUGAAGCAUUAGAAAGUGAGGCAAUAGUAAUUAAGACAGCUUUGGACGUACCAUCACCGCCGUUGGGCCCGUUAGGUAUUUACGGCAUAACUACUGAUUCUGUAACAAUAACUUGGUCACCACCGGAAAGAAAUGGUGGUUCAGCUAUACUGGACUACACUGUGGAAGUAAAAGACGGCAAGAAAUGGAAACACGUCGCCACAGUGACAAACACCACGGCCAGAAUAGAAAAACUGCGUGCAAAUAUGACAUACAAAUUGAGAAUAUACGCCAGAAACGAAAUUGGUGUGAGCUUACCAUAUAUUCCCGAACAAGAAAUUAUUAUUGGGAAAACUUUAUCUCCACCUUCUCAACCUCUAAACGUUGUGGUAAGAGAAAUUACCUCGAGGUCUGUUACGCUUUCGUGGAUGGCACCAGAAAGUGAUGGCGGCAGCAUUAUAACAAAUUACAUAAUAGAGUAUACGACAGUAAACAGAAAAUCAUGGACGAAAAUAAUCACAGUAAAUGGUUCAACGUAUGAGCAUUGUAUUGAGAACAUUCGAGAAAAGGAAGAUCUCAUAUUCAGAAUAUCUGCCGAAAAUGUAAUUGGCAUUAGUUUACCGACAGAAUCUGAAUUAGUACAUUUGGAGAAACAUGCAACUGUACCUUCUCCACCAAUUGGGCCAUUAGAAAUUCGAACAGUAGGCAACAACAUUGUAAUGACGUCUUGGGGAACGCCGGAAUGGGACGGAGGUGCACCUCUUCUGGGCUACAACAUAGCCAUCCGUGAUGUGACGAAGACGAUGUGGAUGGAAGUUGGAAAAGUAGACAGUCAAACACUGAAAUUCAAUAUCAAGGAUUUGAGUGAGAACCAUACCUACAUGAUAAGAAUAUACGCUCGCAACGAAAUUGGUAUCAGCGAACCGCUUGAAUCCGAUGAACCAUUUAAAGUAAUUCCUGGAGAAGAUUCGUAUGCGGAUGAGGAACCUUAUGAACAAACAGAGAUGACGGAGCCGACGUCUUUCAGUACGCAAACGACGACUUCGUGGCUCCGCGAACACAAUAUGGACGCAGAUAUACGAUCGUACGCCCGUGGCUCCCUCUUGCGACGUGACGAGUACUUCUUCAGAAUAUGGUACUACGCCAAACAACUGUUCAAGUGAACUUAUAAACGCACGUUCGAACAUUGACCUGUGAUAUUUCAGAACAAAAUUUAUUGUUCAUAUAGUCCGCGUAUAGUAACCGUUAGACUAAAUUUUGAAGAGCGUCCAUCUUGUAUUCUAUCUCGCUUAAAGUUUGUUACCAUUUUUAUAUGAAUGUAAUUUAAAAGGAAAUAUUUAUUAUAGAUGAUAAGCUAAAUUAUUUAUUUAUUAAAAAAUAUGUUUAAUAAUGUAUUUUUGUAAAAUUUGAUGUUAACAUUUAAGCCUUAUCUUUAUUUUCUUUCUUUGGGAGACGUUUAAAAUAUAGGUGCAUUAUUUUUUAAAUAAUCGAUAAGACUUAAAUAAUAUACAUCGAAUUUUAUUUAAAAAAAAUUGAAAAAUUAAAUAAAUAAUAGCAACCCAAA